CAUCGUGGAGCAUUUUCACAGAAGUCCGUUGGCAACGAAAAAAUUUGCUGAGGUGCAAAAGCAGCUGAGGCCUGGCGAAAAGCCUCUUAAAUUAAAAAUGGACAUAGUGACCAGAUGGAACAGCACCCUGGAUAUGCUAGAAAGAAUGUGUAUCCUUCAGGAGCCUCUAGAAGCGGCCCUUGGACUCCUACACAAUCCAGUUGCAAAUCUGUCAGAAAGUGACUGGCAGGCUCUUCCAGAUGUAAUUAAAAUUUUAAGACCAUUUAAGCAGCUAACCGAAGAAAUGUCGUCUGAAAAUAAGGUUACUGUUUCAAUGGUCUUAGCUGCGACUGAAAGUGUAAUUAGCAUGUUUGAAAAUUUAAAUUUAAAUAUUAAUACAGAAAUUGGAAAAAAUCUAUCUAAUAAAAUAAUAACAGAAUUCAAAUACAGGUUCAAAAAUUGUUAUAGAAACCCAAUAUUAUCUAAAGCAGCACUAUUAGACCCGCGGUUUAAGAAGUUGGCAUUCAGACUAGCUGAUGAAUCAAAUUAUGAGUGUGCUAAAACUCUGCUGAAAACUGAACUUGAAAAAUAUUUUAAUGUUGACAAACAGCAGACAGUGCAAUCAAAUAAAGUCACGCCAGCAAUAUUCACUGACACUAACGAGGACUCAAUAUGGAAAGACUUUGAUGCAAGAGUGACAUCAAACUCCGUCUCAAACUCAACUGUAUCCAGCAUCGUCACUAUGAGGCAAUAUUUUGAGGAACGCAUUCUUUCUAGGAAUGAGUGCCCAUUAAAAUGGUGGCAGGCGCGGGCAUUACUCUACCCCGAACUUUCAAUUUUAGCAGAGAAAUAUUUAUCGAUCAUGGCUACCUCGGGACCAUCCGAAAGAACGUUUUCGAAAUCGGGGCAAAUACAAAGUGAAAAACGUUGUUCCAUUCAACCAAAACGAAUGGAAAAAGUUUUAUUUUUAAACAUGAACAAAAGAUUACUUCGCUAAAAAUAAUAUGAAAUUGUUCUUUCUGUAAUGCUUAAUUUAAUUAUUUUUGUAAGUUUUUUAAAAUGUGCAUAAAAUGUUUCAUAGUUUUUUUAAUUUUUAAUGUCCAUAUAUAAUUUUCCUAAUGUUGUCGAAUCGAAUGUCAUUUAAAACAAUGUUAGGAAUUGUUAUGAUCGACCUGAACAAACAUAAUGCUUUACAUAUCAUAUUAUAAUCAUAAUCAUUGAUUUAUCAAUAGGCCAACAUAAAAAGGGAUCUGAAUAAGAAUAACAAAACAAGAAUAGUUCAAAAUACAGAAAUGUGUAAAAUAUGUAUAAUAUGUAAUAUUUAUAUGUACAAAGUUUGCUAAAACCAACCGGUAAUUGAAGAAACUGACCCAGUCAGAAUAAGACACUGCCGGAGACUACUCUUGGUGAGCAGUUUUUUAUAUCAACAAGUUAAGGGGUUGGUUUUUAUUCGUCUCUCACUCAAAUGCCUCUUUAUGUAUCUGAGUUGAUAUUAUCAUUUUUAUUUAGAAAUAAAUGACUUAAUAAUGUAUAAUUUUCUGUAAUAAUUUUCUAGAUUUUAUUCUCAGAAAAGAUACCGAAGUGAAUAAAAAAUCUGUAGAAUACUCAUGUGAAAUGGGUAAUAAAAUUCUGGAGAUCAAAAGAAAGAAAUGCAUUUGUAAAUAAAUUAGUGUAUGUUGUUUACGGUGUUGUAUCUCAAAAAAUAAAACAAAACAAAAAUGUU
This is a messenger RNA of Stegodyphus dumicola, 1702 nucleotides long. RefSeq names its product E3 SUMO-protein ligase ZBED1-like. The record is from RefSeq and is a predicted model, not a curated record. NCBI's taxonomy places the organism in Eukaryota, Metazoa, Arthropoda, Arachnida, Araneae, Eresidae.